Messenger RNA from Helicoverpa armigera (cotton bollworm), 1760 nucleotides. RefSeq names its product pinin (gene Pnn). The record is from RefSeq and is a predicted model, not a curated record. The transcript is spliced from 6 exons. NCBI's taxonomy places the organism in Eukaryota, Metazoa, Arthropoda, Insecta, Lepidoptera, Noctuidae. Gene Ontology annotation, cellular component: catalytic step 2 spliceosome. The coding region runs from base 121 to 1317 and encodes 398 amino acids.
UGAUGGACUAACUAAACUAAACGCAGUUAUUUCUAAUCUGUGGAACGCUGUUAAAGCGAUUAAAUUAAAAAAGCCCGAGUGCUAAAUGAAUAUUGUAUUUUUCCAUUAUUAAACAGUAAAAUGGGGACAGAAGUAGCUAUAUCGUUUAGUUCUUUACGUGCUCAACUAGAAAAUGAGAAAAGCAGCUUGUUUAAAAUAGACGAAAACAUUAAAAAAAUUGUUCAAACCACCGGAAGAUUCAAUGAUAGAUUUAAUUCUACGGGUGAAUAUCCUCGAGGUAACAAUCGUACAGGCGGCCGAAACGCUUUCCCAGACGGAGGGAACAACUUCAAAAAUGAUGAGCAGUUUGCAAAACGAAAACAUGAGACCAAAACAGUUUUCAGCAGAUUAUCAGCCCGUGUACAUGACAGUGAUGGGGAAGAUGACGGGCCUGGAGCCAAGAGAGCCCGGGUUCCUUCAGCUGUGUGCAGAGAGCUGCCCACUAGGGCUGCAGUGCUACGGGCCCAGGGUGACGAUGAGCAGGCUAGAACACGGAACAGACGCAUAUUCGGAUCACUCCUCGGAACAUUACAGAAAUUCAAGCAGGAAGAAAUUGUACUACAAACUAAGGAAGAUAAAAAAGCACAAGUGGAACGUAAAAUAGAAGAACAAGCCAGACUAGAGAAGGAAAGAGAACAGAAAGAAAGAAAGACUUUAUUUGCUGAGAGAGAACAUAAAAAGGCCACAAUUAAAGCAUUAGAAGCCAAAAUGGCGCGAGUUCAGGAGUUUGAGAAGUGGGAGGAGUCACAGAAGAGCCUCGCUAACUUCAUCCUGACCAAGGCUAAGCCUCACGUAUACUGGCUGCCCAAAAAGAUGUCCGAUAAGGCUAAUGAGAAAUUAGAAUCAAGUAGAAAGUAUCAUGAGAAAUGCAUGGUGAAGAAGCGUCAAGAACUCCAGGAAGAACUACAACGGAUAGAGCAGAGGUGUCUCCGGCCACGAGGACCUGGCACCAAGGAGAAUGACCCUGACAAUCAUGAUGCAGAGGACCAGAAGGAUGUUGAUAUGGCAAAUAAGGAUGAGAAGAAGAAGCGAGACAAGUUCGCAGCAGAUGUUGAUGAGAAGGAGGACAGUGAUGGUGAUGACAGACACGACGAGGAGACUAAAGAUAAACAGCCAGAGCCUCCACAACAGAUGGAAACAGAAGAAAUCAAAGUAGAAACAAACACAGUACAGAAUACAACAAUGGACACAGAAGUUGCAAAUGACAGCAGCCAGCUAUCCCUGGAGACUACCCUGAACGACACUCAAGCAUCCCUCGACACACAGAACCAUUCCUAACGCGACAGCCCCGCGCCUCGCGCCUAUGUCUCAAGUUAUACCGGCUGCAGCACACACCUCGUGUGGACAGUCCUGCUUAUUGUACAGCUUGUGAGACCAUGAUCAUGUUUGUUGGUGUGCAUGUCUAGUAAGGGGUUUUGGUAAUAGUAACAACUUCAAUUGAACAUUUCUCAUUACUGUUAUUCAAAUACUAAUCGAAAUUAGAACCAUUUGUAGGUUCUAACAUCGUUAGGGUUUAUUAGUGAGUAAUAGUCAAUUGAGAAAUACCUAUAUUGACAUUGAUCAAAAACGCUGCAAAAUAACAUUAGAAUGUGUGUUUAUUGUGUUAAGAUUAUGAUAUUUUAGUAUUGUAUGGAUCUUAAAAAUUAAGUAGGUAAACAUUGGUAUUGAAUAAUAAUUGCAAUACACCUACAUAAUGUAAUAAACCUGAAACACCAAAGCUA